Messenger RNA from Hyaena hyaena (striped hyena), 1773 nucleotides. RefSeq names its product PDZ domain containing 9 (gene PDZD9). Lineage: Eukaryota; Metazoa; Chordata; Mammalia; Carnivora; Hyaenidae. The record is from RefSeq and is a predicted model, not a curated record. The coding region runs from base 62 to 856 and encodes 264 amino acids. Gene Ontology annotation, molecular function: protein binding. The transcript is spliced from 5 exons.
UUGGACCCACUCCAGCUUCGGCUCCGGGAGGCCCUCUUGAGCGGCCGGCCCUCCUGGGGCCAUGGAGAAGGCCCCAGACAAAAGCAGAAAAGGCAAAAAUAUCGGCUUCAAUGUCAAGUCAUCCAUACACAACUUGAGCAAAACUCAGCAGACCAAACUCACUGUGAGCAACCUGGGCUUAGGACUGAUCAUCAUCCAGCAUGGGCCCUACCUCCAGAUCACCCACCUCAUCCAGAAGGGGGCUGCAGCCAGGGACGGAAAACUCCAGCCAGGUGAUGUUCUGAUUAGUGUUGGCCAUGCCAAUGUGUUAGGAUAUACUCUUCGAGAAUUUUUAAAACUUUUGCAACACAUCACCAUAGGAACAGUGCUACAAAUCAAGAUUUACCGAGAUUUUAUUGACAUACCCCAAGAAUGGCAAGAAAUAUACGAUUUAAUCCCUGAGACCAAAUUCCCAGUAACAUGCGCAACAGAGAAAACUAAGCAGGCAAAAGAUGACUCUUUCACAAGCAGUGAUGACAAUGAAGAUGUAGUUUCAGAUACAUUCAAUUAUUAUAAAUAUUCAAGGUCCACUGGGCAUCACUCUGCAAGGAGACCAAUGUCUAUCUCCAGAGAGUGGCAUGGCUAUAAAAAGAAGAACCAUACUAUCAGCGUAGGAAAAGACAUUAACGCUGACGUGGUGAUUCACAGAGAUCACAAGAGAGAAGUGAGGCCUCCUUCUCCGUACUGGACGAUGGUGAAGCGAGACAACAAAAGCUCCUCCAGCUCCACGGCCUCCUCUACCUCAGACGCAUUUUGGCUGGAAGACUUUGCCCAUGUUGAAAAGGGCAAGGAUCAACCUGUAUCAAAAGUUGCUUAGGCAGCAGUCUGCAAACUGGUGAUCACAUGGGCAUCUAUCUUGAAAACAUCUAAUUUUUGUGCAUUCGUUGCUAUGUACAGGUCUGCUAAACUUACAGGAGGAAUACGUGCAGACUUACCAAUUCUUUCACAAGUGCAUUUUGAUGCCUUCAGAGACCUUCAAUGUGAUGUCCAAAGACUUCCCUGGGGUCUGACAGGCCUUACUACCUUAUUCUCAAAAUGGCAACAUCAUUCACAUCAUAAACACACUUCCUUCUGAGAAGAAUGUCUCAUCUUUUACAACAUGCAGCAGAGGAACCCAAGAUCAGAAUGUACAAACAUAGAGAAUUUCACUUUUUAAGGUGAAGCUGUUGGGGAGAAGAUGGUUGAGACCUCUACAAAGCAAGAGUCGUCAACACUUUUCAUGUGGAAAGAACUAGGAAAACCCACUGAUUUUGGAUUUAUUCUGUAGUUUAUAUAUUUGUUAGGGAUAGUAGAGAAUACAAAAAGGUAGAAGAUGUGGUCCUGGCCUUCCAAAACAACUCAGUCUCACAAUAAUAUAUGUGGGGGAAAAAAAUUACAGCGAUAGUAUAAUGUCUCCCGCUGAGAAGAAGAGCAAAAAUCCUGAGAUCCUGGAUUGUGUGGGACUUACAGUUUAUAUCUUGGGAGGAGGAAAAAACACCAAAACUCAGCUAUUAGAUUGAAUCACAGGAAAUUACCAAUAUUCAAGUCUUCUUGACCUCUAAGAAUUUAAAAUGGUUUAACCUAUAGGUAAUUUAGUUGAAUGAGGAAGAUAGGUACACCCUGAGUUGAUAAGGAAGCCAUUUACAGAUGUGAUCGUAACGGGACCUCCUACCUCCACACCAGGUAGACAGGUGACAAACAGCAGGACAGUGACAUAUACAGCCCAAGGGAACUUAUGCAUUCCUUCUGAAAUUG